Messenger RNA from Hirundo rustica (Barn swallow), 2382 nucleotides. RefSeq names its product leucine zipper protein 2 (gene LUZP2). The record is from RefSeq and is a predicted model, not a curated record. Lineage: Eukaryota; Metazoa; Chordata; Aves; Passeriformes; Hirundinidae. The coding region runs from base 685 to 1854 and encodes 389 amino acids. The transcript has 15 exons.
UCUUUAAAUAAUGAUGAAGCAUCAACCCAAACUGAUGUGCAGAAACUUCUGGAGCUGGGCCAAAACCAAAGGUAUUCCUGGCAAAUCUGUUAAGUUACAGAGGCAAGACUUUAGCUGAUGCCCUCUUUAAGUGCUUAGGUGGCUUGGAUGUGACUGAAGGCGUACAUCUCGGCAUCACAGAUUUCCUUCGCGCGGACGAAAUCCUUCGUCGUACACGAACGCAGUUUUGUGCUGGUUUGUCUGUUGUGCAACUUUCCUUUAUGAAAUCGAGACGUGAAUUGCUUAAAAGUAGUAAUGGACUGGGAAAUGAAAUCUCUCCAGGAAGCCUUCCAAAAGCAGCUUCAUGAGGCAGCUGAGAAAGCAGAGAAGCAGCAGGCUACCAAUCUUCAUAUCUAUUAUCUCUACGUGCACUAAACUUCAGAGCUGGUGGAUGCCGUUGCUCGGCAGGUGCCGAAUAAAGCGCCGUUCUCAGCCGGCAGGCGGAUGUGGCGUCAGUAUUUCCACCAUCAAAGCACUUAGACAAAACUUUGGAAGAGUUUGCAGAAGAAGUUCUGUUUGUGCACGUCGGGUGGCGCUGGUCUCGUGGGCCCCCUACGUACAUUUCUUUCUCAAGUGACGAAAGCAUUCUCUUUGGAUACGGAUUAACUUUUUGAAGACCGAAAUGGAAAGGAAGAGCAGAAUUAAAUGAGACCUCCAAAACGAGGACAAAGGCCUCAAAAACAAGCUCUUGUCAGGAAACAAGCUUUGUGGUAUUCAUGCAGAAGAGCUGAGAAGGGAAGCGAUGGAGUGGCUUUGGUGGGCACCUGGCAUCCAGACGGGGUCAAACCACCCCAACUAGCUGCAUCAUAUUUGAAUCUUUGCAGUGGGAGCCUGCCUGGGAUCCUGCAGGUAUUGCACGGCUGCAUUUUCUUCUCCAAGAAGUCUUGGAGAGACGAAGGCAGAGGGCUGCAACCAUUGGGGUUUCCAGGACACAGAAAGGGACGCGUGCCAGGGCAAUCCUACCAGACUCUGUAUUUUAGAGGCCUGUGUUUAAUGUCAAAAAAGAUCCAAGCCCAGCUGAAAGAGCUUCGUUAUGGGAAAAAGGAUUUGAUUUUUAAGGUCCUGUCACUGGUCCCCAGAGGAAAGAGAUGGGUGCCUGCCCCUCCCCUUCUCCUCACAAGGACGUUGUGGACUGUGCCGAGGUCUCCCCCCAGUUUCUUCUCCAGGCUGAGCAGCGCCCUCUUCAUACGGCUUCCCCUCAAGGCCCGUCACGCCCUUUGUAGCCCUCCUUGGGACGCUGUCUGGCGGCUUCGUCUCUUUCUUACGUCGCGGUGUCCAAAACGACACGCAGGACUCGAGGCACAACAGCUAACAGAUCUGGAGCAAAAACUGUCAGUUGCAAAAGGCAAAUUGGAAAAUGCGGCCCUUGACAAAGAAUCACAGCUGAAAGCUCUGAAGGAGACUGUGCAGCUUUGCCUGUCUUCUGUUCUGCGCAAUCAGCCUCCCACAAUGAACGUAAUCUCUUCCAAAGCAGCUGAGAAGCUGACUUCCUCAAACACAACAGGCGCCAAAGUUCCAUUUCAAGUGACAAGCACCAAGGUCUGGAAAAACGUCUCAGCAGAGAAAGAGAAUUUUCACGUGGCCUUGAGAAAGGAAGAAAAUCAAGGCACCCAGGAGUGUGAUUCUCAGGAUGUUGCCAAGACGUGUUUGGGGAACUGUAACGAUUCAAAGCCUCGUCUGAAGGCAGCAGAAGCAGAGACAAGCUUUCAGGAGUUGCACAGCCCUCCAUGGACUAAACCUGAAGAUAAAAAGCCACCUGAAAAAAAGGAGAAAAAAUACAAAGAAUCAGUUAGUACAGCAGGAAAAAACCUCUAAAUGCCACUGAUCAACAUUGCAAAAUGCCAAUGGCUUCCAUCCUCACGUUCCGUUAGCACAAAGGCACGAAAUGUCCCGGGUUUCUAAAGCAUGCAUUUUUCACUGUUUUAUCAACGUCUGGAAACGAGUCUAGAACAGGCCGAUCAGUACCUUACAGCAAUAAUCCAGAAUGGAUGUCUGAAGAAAUGCUUUGGAAUGCAGUCCGGGUUUGGAACUCUUGUUCUACCGUAUCAGUAAUUGUGUGCUAUCAAUUACCUGCUUUGUAAGCAGCAGUCAUUCUCCAGUAUUUUCUCAGUCUGUUUCAUCUCAUGUCAUUUUGUGGCAGAUUGGGGUUUAAGAUUAAGGGGCAGUCAGUGUGUGUGGGGGGGAAAUCUCUGCGUAACCACAUUUGAAAUACAGUCCUUAAGUGCGGCUGUAAAAAGGGAACUGUGUGUGGGGGUCCGUGUAUACUGACCCUUCAGUAAUUCCAUUUCAAAUCUACUUCCCCUUACACAAUAAAACAAGUUCAUUCUGUUAUUUUUUUCCUCA